Messenger RNA from Spinacia oleracea (spinach), 2436 nucleotides. Its product is annotated as pentatricopeptide repeat-containing protein At2g21090. The coding region runs from base 430 to 2166 and encodes 578 amino acids. The transcript has a single exon. Gene Ontology annotation, molecular function: RNA binding; protein binding. NCBI's taxonomy places the organism in Eukaryota, Viridiplantae, Streptophyta, Magnoliopsida, Caryophyllales, Amaranthaceae. The record is from RefSeq and is a predicted model, not a curated record. Gene Ontology annotation, biological process: RNA modification.
UAACUGGACGAAUAAUAUUUUACAAUAGUUAGUAUGAGCCACGUUAAAACAUCAAUCAUGGCUCAUGGGGCUUCUGGUUAUGCUACUUUUUAAGGGGGCUCGGGAAGUAAAUAUUCAACACAUCGCUCGGCCUGUUAGGCUGUUACUCAACUUUGUAGCUUAAGCAGUUCAGCUUCAGCGUAAUGAAUCCUUAACAUUCUAACAUGGACUCAAGCUACACUCCUAAGUCCUAAACUAGAAACCUCGUACGUUUGACACCUUGACCCAAAUCGCAAAUAUGAACAAUAUGUCGGAAUCUUUUUACCGGCGACAUCCAAUCUAGUGCGUCCCUACUAUCUUCGCCGGAGAAAUUUUUUUGGGUCAAUUAAUUGAUCUGAACUCACCAUUGAGCUGAGAGAAGCGCAGAUUUGACAUGGUGUUUCAACUGCAAUGCCCCCCUUUUCUCCCCAAAAUAACGCCGUCCUUUCACAAAUCCGACAGAAACCCAGAAAUCUUCCUUGUAUAGUUCAGCCAUUGAUUGAUCUCUGCUACCAAGGGAAGCUCAAAGAAGCCGUUAACUCACUCAGCAUUUUAGCUAGAAAAGGGUUACGAUUAGACUCUGAAACUUUGACAUUUUUCCUAGGACAGUGUGCAACAACCCGAUCUCUUAAGGAGGGAAGAUGGGUGCAUUUUCAUUUGAAGGCUACUGGUAUGAAACAUCCCAGUACGUUAAUAUCGAAUCAUCUGAUGCAUAUGUACUUCGAAUGUGGUGAUCACAUUGAGGCACGCAAGGUGUUUGAUAAAAUGUCUGUGAGAAAUUUGUACAGUUGGAACAAUGCCCUUUCUGGGUAUGCUAAGUUAGGUAUGAUUGAUGCUGCUAGGAGGGUUUUUGAUCAAAUGACUGAAAGGGAUGUUGUAUCGUGGAAUACUAUGGUGAUUGGGUAUGCACAGGGAGGUAAGUACGGUGAGGCAAUAAGGUUUUAUAGGGAGUUUCGAAAGGCGUCUAUAGGUUAUAAUGCGUUUAGCUUUGCUGGUGUUUUGACCAUUGGUAUCAAAUUGAAGGAUUUGGAAUUGACCAGGCAGGCACAUUGCCAGGUUCUGAUUGCUGGGUUUCUUCCUAAUGUAGUUCUUUCAAGCUCAAUUGCAGAUGCUUAUGCUAAAUGUGGACAGAUGAGUGAUGCAAGGAGAUUAUUUGAUGAGAUGCAGGUUAGGGAUAUUCCUGCUUGGACUUCAUUGAUUUCAGGGUAUUGCAAGUGGGGAGAUAUGAGAUCAGCACAAGAGUUGUUUGAUGUGAUGCCUGCAAAGAAUCCAGUCUCGUGGACUGCUAUGGUUUCUGGCUAUGCUCGGAAUAAUAUUGGAAAUGCUGCGUUGGAUUUGUUUAAGAAAAUGAUGAUCUUUGGCAUUAGACCUGAUCAGUUUACUUUCAGUAGUGCGCUUAAUGCUUGUGCUAGCCAAGCUUCAUUAAAGCAUGGUAAGCAAAUCCAUGCCUAUAUGGUACGAACUUGUUUUCGACCUAAUAACGUGGUUGUUAGCUCUCUCAUUGAUAUGUAUUCUAAAUGUGGAAGUCUAAAGCUUAGCCAGCAUGUUUUUCACUUUAUGGGUAUUAAGGAAGAUGUCAUGACAUGGAAUCCCAUGAUAGGUGCCCUGGCACAGCAUGGUAAUGGCGAAGAGGCAAUCAGAGUGUUUGAUGAGAUGAUUCUUUGUGGAGUAAGACCAAAUAGAGUAACUCUUGUUAUCAUUCUCAGUGCAUGUAGUCAUUCCGGUCUUAUAGAUCAGGGGCUUGCUUUCUUCAAAUCCAUGACUGAGGAUCAUGGCAUUACUCCUGAUGUAGAGCAUUAUGCAUGCCUAAUUGAUCUUUUGGGUAGAGCUGGAUCUUUUGAUGAGUUGAUGAAACAGUUGGAAAAGAUGCCGUGUAAAGAUGAUGAUAGGAUAUGGAAUUCCCUGAUUGGUGUCUGUCGGAUUCAUGACAAUAUUGAGCUAGGAAAGCAAGCUGCAGAACACGUAAUCAAACUGGAUCCAAAGUCUUAUGCUCCGUAUUUAUUGCUUUCAAGUAUACAAGCUGCAUCUGGGAAAUGGGAGAAUGUAGAAAUGACGAGGCAGCUCAUGGAUCAGAGAUGUGCCAGAAAAGAGCAAGCCAGUAGCUGGGUUGAAACUAAUAGCAAGGUUCAUGCUUUUAAUGCGCGAUAAUUUCUACUUCCAUUUUACAAACAAUUUUGGUUUCAGUAAAAUCAGAUUAUCAUCACUUCUAUAUUUCAUCUGAGGCAAUAUAAAGAGAUAGUGAAAGUAUACUCAUUUUCUUAUUUUACUUGAGUAGUUGCCUCAAAUAACUUGCCUAUAGUUUGAAUAUUUUUACUUGUAGAUGCAUGUAUUUGAUAAUCAGGGUGCAUAUAUUUCUGGUUUAACCCAAUUGUUUACAGGUUAAUAGAAGAUAAAUUCUUUCUUCGUGGAAUUUUAUUA